Messenger RNA from Hylaeus anthracinus, 7661 nucleotides. RefSeq names its product mitogen-activated protein kinase-binding protein 1 (gene Wdr62). Bases 302 to 7312 code for a protein of 2336 amino acids. Gene Ontology annotation, molecular function: protein binding. NCBI's taxonomy places the organism in Eukaryota, Metazoa, Arthropoda, Insecta, Hymenoptera, Colletidae. The record is from RefSeq and is a predicted model, not a curated record. Gene Ontology annotation, cellular component: mitotic spindle. The transcript has 24 exons. Gene Ontology annotation, biological process: mitotic spindle organization; regulation of mitotic cell cycle.
UGCCCACUGCCCAGCCAGCGAGCGAGCUUCGGUCUUCACUUCAGUCUGUUUUGUGACUCGUGAGUGUGUUGUGUUCGUCCCUGGUCGUGUUCAGUUUAUUCGAUUAUCCUUUUUUUCGUCGCGAGUUUGUAGUUGCGUCGCCCGAAGGAAAGAGUGCCGAGUGUUCGAGCAAGGACGUGAACGUGCAACGAACGAUCGCGGGACGCGAGACUCAACCGGAGAGCAUCGCGAAUAUGAAGUGAGCGAAUCGAAUCUCCUUCAGGGAUGACAUCCUGACGAGAGAGCAAAGUUAACCAUCGCGAUGGAUCCACCAGCUACGAGCAAGGUUCUGCGAGCUCCUAGCCUGAAGAGGGGCCAGGAGAACGUCAAGAUACAGGACAGGAUAAAGCUGGAACGUGUACUCGGCGUAACCGUGUCGAGCAAUGCAGCCCUGGACUGCGACGCGACCAGCGAGCUGGUCGCCUAUCCUGCCGGUUGUACCGUGGUCCUGUUCAACCCUCGCAAGAAUACUCAAGCCCACGUGUUGAACGGUUGUCGCAAAACGGUGACCUCCCUGGCGCUCGCCGGCGAUGGUAGACUGCUGGCGACGGGCGAAUGCGGUCACAUGCCGAACGUUCGUGUCUGGGACAUCUCCGAUCCGUACAAUGCAGUGCAGAUCGCUGAAUUUUCCGGGCACAAGUACGGCAUCAACUGCGUGGCAUUUUCACCGAGCAACAAGUACGUGGUGUCCGUGGGCUCUCAACACGAUAUGAUCGUCAACGUCUGGGAUUGGAGGAACAAUGUUAAGGUGGCGUCGAACAAAGUCUCGAGCAAAGUGAAGGCCGUCUGCUUCGCGGAAAACGGCAAUUACUUUGUUACCGUGGGCAACAGACACGUCAAGUUUUGGUAUCUCGAGUACUCGCGCAGUGCCAAGUAUAAGGAACCCGUGCCUUUGAUGGGUCGGUCUGCCAUAUUAGGAGAGCAGAGAAACAACGAUUUCGUGGAUGUGGCGUGCGGUCGCGGGGAAAUGGCAGAUUCCACGUACGCGAUCACCAAAACGGGCCUACUGUGCGAAUUUAAUAACAGAAGGCUUCUGGACAAAUGGGUGGAGCUUCGCACGACCAGCGCCAAUUGCAUGGCCGUUGGAGACAAAUACAUUUUCAUCGGGUGCGCGGAAGGUAUCGUGAGGUGCUUUAGUCCUAGUUCUCUUCAAUUCGUUACCACGUUACCGAGGACGCAUUACCUAGGCGUGGACGUUGCUCAGGGAUUGUCCAUUAGUCACAUGUCUCAGCAUCCGGGGAACGCGAGGUAUCCGGACGCUAUCGCUCUGGCGUUCGACGAACAAAACAACAAGUUGACUUGCGUAUACAACGACCAUAGUAUUUACGUGUGGGACGUGCGGGAUAUCAGGCGGGUCGGCAAGUCGCACUCGUUCCUCUAUCACUCGGCGUGUAUCUGGGGCGUGGAGAUGUAUCCUACGGGGACGGAUUCCGUCGGCAGCAUGCCGCCGGGAAGUUUCGUCACCUGUUCCAGCGACGACACCAUUCGCGUCUGGAACCUCGAGAAGGACGUGUCGCCUACCGACACGCUCUACAAACGGAACAUUUACAGCAACGAGCUACUCAAGGUCCUGUACAUAGAUCCCGAGCUCACGUACCUAAAGGACUUGGACCUGGCAGCCGCCGGAUCCACGGAGAAGAGCGACGCCUCGUACGACGGUCGGAACGGAGUCAGAUCGAUCAGAAUCGGUCCGGAUGGCAAGCAUCUCGCCUCUGGGGAUCGAUCCGGCAAUAUUCGAAUUCACGACCUCUCUUCCCUGGAAGAGCUGUGCCUGAUCGAGGCGCACGACGCGGAAGUGCUCUGCCUCGAAUACUCGAAAUUCUCGCGAUACUCCGAGGACUCACCGCGGCUGUUGGCCAGCGCCUCCAGGGACCGACUGAUCCACGUGUUCAGCGUCGACCAGGGAUACAAUUUCUUGCAGACGCUCGACGAUCACAGUUCUUCCAUUACCGCGGUCAGGUUCUUUAAUCAGAGCAGCCAGGCCAAUCAGAUACAGAUGGUGUCCUGCGGUGCCGACAAGAGUAUUAUUUUUAGACAGCUGCAAUCGACGCCAGGGGGAAUGCCGCAGUUCGCCAGGGGUCACAAUGCUCAGGGAAAGACUACCUUGUACGACAUGGAAGUCGAUUCCGGUCAAAAACAUGUCCUAACUGCCUGCCAAGAUAGAAAUAUAAGAGUUUACAACGUGUCCACUGGCAAACACAGCAAAACGUUCAAAGGAUCCGUCAGCGAAGACGGAUCCCUCAUCAAAGUCGUCCUAGAUGCAUCGGGAAUUUACGUAGCUACCUCGUGUACAGAUAAAACAUUAUGCGUGUACGAUUACUACAGCGGCGAAUGUAUGGCCACUAUGCUCGGUCACUCGGAAUUGGUGACCGGGCUGCGUUUUAGCCCCGACUGCCGUAACCUCGUAUCCGCCAGUGGAGAUGGCUGCAUUUUCGUCUGGCGCGUUCCACGCGACAUGGUCGUCACCAUGCAGGCUCGUCUCGCUCAGCAAGCAAUGCGAGCCGGAAAAAGGCCACCGCAAAUGAACGGCACGGGAAUCGACGUACAGUUGGACAACGAAAAUUUCGGAUCGCCACCGCCGGAAUUUCUGGAUCCAAACGCGAAUCCUACCCCUUCGAACGCAAGCGUGGAUUACAGGUUUAGCGUGGGUCAAUUGCCACUCUGGGCGAAAAAGCAGAUAAACACCGUAAACACCGACGAAACUGGAAUACUCGGGACGAAUGCGAGACCCGUCGGCGUUGAUCUACCUAAAGGUAGAUGGGCGCAAAGGGUACAACAGGGAGACGGUAUAACCGUCAAGUCCGUCUAUGACAGCGACGAGAUCAUACCGUUCCCUCCGCCUCGUGGAGCGAUCGAUUCCGACGGAGGCGGCGGUGGUGGCGGAUCCAAAGACAGCUCGAUCGACAGCGGAACCGAAACCAAGUGUAGCAGCGACUACAGGAGGGAAACGAUCGUCAUCAAAAGGGAAGGGGACGAGACCGUGUUUCAACCUUGUCCAGAUAGUUACAGAGAACUAGCAGACGACACGAAGCAGGUGAUCGGUGGUAACGUGACCGUAACUAGGGGUAGCAAUAUCACGGAAUUGACACGUCUGUCGAGGAGCCGUCACCAUACGGACGAUAGCAGUCUCGGCAGCUUUAAAUUUGAGGAUCACGAGAGUACGGAGCACGACGGCGACGUCGAGGAUUACUCCGAGGGGGAGAACGGAACAACCGGUUCCGAAAAGUCUCAUCAUAGACUGAUGUACUAUCCUGCUCCGGAAGACACGGUGUCGAAUCAGUUCACCGUGAACGCGAUGGACGUCGAGGAACUUCGGAGGUCUCAGAGGCGGCAAAAGAAGCCUAGAAACGGGGAGAGCGGCCGUACGAGCGAGUUGACUGCGUCCGGUAGCCAGGACGACUCGGACUCGGAAGGAGGAGCUUCAACCCCUAGCGCCGAACGCAAUCCUUUGUCCAUAUUGUCGGAGGCCAGUUCGGAAGGUUUCGAUCAGCUGGUAAAGCAAAGUCAUCGCGAAAAGUAUCUGAAGAACGCCUUCGAAUCUCUGAGCGGUGCCGAAGAGCCUACCAACAGAUGUCAAAAAACAACCAGCAUCAGUUCCCAGUUUCACGGAAGACUUAGCGGUGGCGGCGAUAGCACGAGCAACCACAAAGUUCGCAACGUCGCGGUGAUGAACGCAACCAAACAGGCGAGAGGCGACGCGGACGUCGCGAAAAAGCGCGAGGAAUUGCAAAGGAGAAUAGAAGAGACUAGGAGAAAAUUGCAAAGCGUUGGCUACAAGUCGUCGUUAAAAACCAGCCAAAGCAUAUCCGAUUUGAGCAGCCACAUACCGGAGAAGCAUCAUCGUUCGAACAGGCUAAACACAGGUAACAACAAAUUCGGUCAGCAAACUCAAUACUCGAAACCGAUUAAUCCUUGCAAACCUAUACCGAACCCAAAACCUCCACUUAAAUCUCAACAACUCGUUAACAAAGCGUCGGGUGUGGGAAAUGCGCUACCUAAGCUAGACAAUCCGACCGAGAACCGCUUGUCGAAAAGUCAGACCACGUCGUGCAUAAGCGAAAAGGCGAGACCAACGUCUCUUGGUCGUCCGUUAACGUUGACUCUUAAAAAAACUGAAAAGUAUAAGCUGUCGUUGAAUAAACCGAAUCAGUCGUUGCCCGAGUCGCCCGUGUGCGAGGAGCUAAAGCUCUUGAAGGAACAGUGUAAAAAGAACGUGAGUCGAUUCGCUAGGUUCGCGCAAAAGAGGAGAUCCUGUAGCUACUUCAUCGGAUUGGACGACAACGAAGAGGACAUGGAGAACAUAGCAAAGUCGUUCGAAAGUCUUCCCGCCAUGAACGAACGCAACAUCGAAAAUUUCCACGAUACCAUAGACGACGGGGACGACGGAAACGGAAACUUCAGCGACGACUCGUUGGAGGGCGACUUCAAGAAUCCACCGCGACGAUGUGUCAGCGAUUACCAGAUAAACGUCCGCGUCGACGAUCAGCAGGACAAUCGCAGACCAUACGCCAACUAUCAGACCUUCCCGAAACGAAUACUAACCGGUUCGCAGGAGAGCAUUCUGUCGGAUGCCUCGGUAGAGUCUUUCUCGAAAGGAAGCGCCGAGAUUUUGGAUUACGGCAACUACGACAACGACCGGCAUUCGAGCGCGAGUUUCUUUUUGUCCCGUCGGAAAAUACAGGCCGGACGAAGCCAGGAGAGCAUCCUAACGGACGAGUCCGAUUACCAGAUGUUCCCGUUGCAGGAGAACAUGGAUCAUCGAAGCACGGAGAGCGUGUUGACGGACGAUUCCGAUUCUCUGGUCAAGUCCGCGCCUCUCGAGAUGCUCUUCGACUCUCACUAUAAACGUAAGAGACAAAACUCGGAAACGUACAGCGGCAAUCCUAACAACGUCGCUGAACCGUCGAACGAGAUUCAGCAUUCCGCGAGCGACGCGACCACUUGUCGCGCGGUCUUUAGAUCGAAAUCUCUUCAGGAUACGAGAAUAAGCAAGACGACGAACGAGAACAGCUAUCCGGAAGAUGGCGCGCAGCCCGCAACCUGCAUCUACUACGAAUUCAAUUUCAACGAUAGGAACGACGCGAACGUCGAGAUGAGAAUCGGAACCAAAUCGGACACGAUGUCGCGAAGCAACAGCUUGAAAGUGUCCAAGGAGCCACAGUCGAUGCUGAUACUAAAUGAUUUCGUGGCUCACAAGCCACCGAAACCGAAACGAAAUUCUGCUCGGACGCAGAGCAUGAGGAACAGAGCGCGUCCCGCGUGGAAUAAGUAUAACGUGGAGCCCACGCCUCAGUCUACUCGUUUAAAAUCUCCCGAACCCGACGACUACGCGAGUAAGUCACGCGUGAAUUCGAGACCAGGGAGAAACGACGAGGAUGCGAAGCACGAGAGACCGGAGAUCUUGCACAGCUCGAAGAGAAUCGAACAGCUUUUACAAUCGUCCAACUACUCGCUACAGUCCAACAACGACAAAGACGCGAAAAAUAAAUUCUACAGCCUGCAAACCCGUCGACCGGACAAAAUGAGCGUGUACGAUUCCGGUGGACCGAUGGACAACUAUGGUUUCGAUCCCGACGACUCCUCCCAUCGAGGAUGCGACAUGACCGAGGGCCAAAGAGACUCCUCUUCCCACGUCUGCUGUUUUGAAAAUCAGAUCCCGACGAAAGACACGCAAGAAACGUACGACUCGUUGGAGGCUGGCUGCGCGCCCCGCGAAUCCCAGUCAGUCGGAAUGCAGAACGAUCCGGAUUCGCGAUCGGCGAACGAACCCAUCGACAAUCUGGACGUGGAUCUCAGAAUCACUCGAGCCAUCGAAGGGACCGUCAAGUUGCUUUCCAAGGAAUUCGAAAACCUGGUCAGACGCGAGCAGUACUUCAUGAAGGAGAAGUGCAUGCGACUGACGCACUGCCAGGAAGCCGAGAAUUUCGCGAAGUUAGAGGCAGAGCGAGACGGCAGAUUCGGGAUGAAACGCGACAUAAGGUUCCACUCUGGCGGAGACGACAGCGAUUUCGCGGACACAUCCGCGAUGGAUAGAUCGAUGUUGGAGAGCGGCUCCUCGACGUCCGCGUCGAGCUGCACGAAUUCCCCAAAAAGAAUGUGGCCUCCAGCUUCGCGAUGCCAAAGUCACAUGAAGUGGACGAAAACCUUGCCCACCAUUAAUCAGGCCAUACUCCCAUCUAAGCAUCUUUACACAGUUUCAGGAAAAGUAGGUAAUAAGAACACGAACGCUUCGGCGAGAAGUGGAUUAGGAAGCGCGAAUAGCGGAAACCAAUCUCGUCAUGCUUCAGCGAAGAAUCAUUCUUCACAUAUGACGAGAAGCAGUAGCGUCGGUGUUUUGAAUCAGAGCGAUUCCGAAUCGGAUGUCGGAGUGGGAAACGGAAGAGGAUGGAACAACCAAACCGGCAGUAACAGAAUCAGCGGACUUAUGAGGCCAACGAUCAGCUCGCAAAAUAAAAUUAAUCAUCAAAUAAAGACGAGUUCCUCUUCCAACAGCAAUUUGCCCUCUGUUCUCAGACGUAGAGGCAUGCAGGGAGCGUACUCGAGUGUAAAUCUAAGUCAAGUGGGUAAUCAAGAAGAUUCGAGUUCGGAGGACACGUCCUCGAAUGGAAACGGUGGAAAGCCAGCGCUUCCUCCGAGACCUCGAAGCAUCAGUAUCGACCAUUCCGUUGCAACCUUGAGUUUACCCGGUACAACGGUGAGAAGAUCGGGCUCAACGACGGUCAUCGCGAACGGUCGCAAUGGAAACGGUACGAUAGGACAAAAUGCGAGCAGCAGGAUAUCGGCAGCCAAUCGAAAUCAGUUGGAUCCCAGUCCUCAAGAACUGCCAGUCAAAGAUACCGAUCGUGCCAUCGAUGUAGCUAGUGCCGAGUUAGGCACGGAUAAAACUUUAGUGUCGACUCAGCUGUGCAAUACAAUCGCAGACGAUUUGACGCGAACCGCGGACAACGUUGUACAGCUGUACAAACGUUUAACGAUAGACAAGGAGGACGAGGGAACGAGCAUCGACAGGGACACGAUGCUGCGCGGCCUCCAGUCGUCUGUAAACGAGACGAUGCGCACUCUACGACUGGUCGUUGCCAGUGGCCAGGCCCAUAACGACGGAUCGGUGACGAGCAACGAGAACGUGGUCGUCAACGAAGCGACCGCCACGUUUCAAGAGCUACUCGCCGGUCAGGAUCAGGGUAAGGUGGUCAAUAUGAUGCAACAGUACUCCGAACUGCUGCUUACAAUGAUGCAGCAGAGGAUGGAGGGAACUCAGUCGAGUCACACGUAAAAUCCGUCCAUCCGCGAGUUCCCUGACGAACGAUCUGGAAGUUCAGCUGCGAUACCGCCAGAACUUACGCUUUUCUCGCUCUCUGUGGAUCGUCUCGCUACAUUGAGAGUUUGCAUCUUCGCUUUCUGUUAUUAACGUAUGUAUCUCGAACCUUUCUUAGCGAUCCUGCCAUUAGACGUCAUUUCGCGAAUACGCAGGGCAGAAAGGAGGAAAGCGUACGUACGAACCGCACGAUGAAUUUUAUCUGAAAAAUCGUUAAAGAGAAUCUGCAAUUUACUAGAAAAAAGAAAAAAACUAUUCGAGAAUCGAUAUCGACAUCCAAACUUUCAAAUUUAAAGUUAACCAAACA